Molecule: messenger RNA, 1209 nt
Organism: Xenopus tropicalis (tropical clawed frog)
Lineage: Eukaryota; Metazoa; Chordata; Amphibia; Anura; Pipidae
Gene: yipf5
Product: Yip1 domain family member 5
Exons: 6
Coding region: 101-871 (256 amino acids)
Biological process (GO): endoplasmic reticulum to Golgi vesicle-mediated transport
Cellular component (GO): Golgi membrane; membrane; endoplasmic reticulum membrane
Source: RefSeq, a predicted model, not a curated record
UAGCACUAACUCGCAUUUGGAUCUGUAAUGCACAUGGGUAUACAAAGUACCCAGGCACCUACCCACAUUCACUACCUCCGGCCUUGCAAGAGCUGCCAACAUGUCGAACUUUGAUAAUUUCAACACAGAUUUCUAUCAGACCAGCUAUAGUAUAGAUGAUCAGUCUCAGGGCUACAACUACAAUGCAGGCGGAGCACAACACAGCAAGCAAUAUGCUUAUGAUCCCUACAGUCAGCAAGGAGGUUUUAUUCCACCAGAGAUGAUGAAUCAACAGCAGCCAUACACGGGACAGAUAUACCAACCUACACAAACAUACACUCCCGCAGCCACUGACUCUGUGUAUGGGAGUACAUUUGAUGAUGAGCCACCACUUCUAGAAGAACUGGGAAUCAACUUUGACCACAUUUGGCAGAAAACUCUGACUGUGCUACACCCUUUAAAAGUAGCAGAUGGCAACAUUAUGAAUGAGACAGAUUUGGCGGGUCCAAUGGUCUUCUGUCUAGCAUUUGGAGCCACGUUAUUGUUGGCUGGAAAGAUACAGUUUGGCUAUGUCUAUGGGAUCAGUGCAAUAGGAUGUCUGGGAAUGUAUUGUCUUCUGAAUUUAAUGAGCAUGACGGGCGUUUCGUUUGGCUGUGUAUCCAGUGUACUCGGUUACUGUCUUCUUCCCAUGAUUAUACUCUCCAGUUUUGCUGUAAUCUUCUCUUUACAAGGAAUUUUGGGCAUUGUUCUUGCUGCCUUGAUAAUUGGUUGGUGCAGUUUCUCCGCCUCAAAGAUCUUCAUUUCUGCUCUGGCCAUGGAUGGACAACAGGUUCUAGUUGCCUACCCUUGUGCUUUACUUUAUGGAGUGUUUGCUCUUAUCUCUGUGUUUUGAGCAUAUUUUAUUUUAAUUUGGACUUUAGUGGGCCAACAGCUAAUAAAGACCAAUCCUGUCUCCCAGAAAGGACCAGAGAGCUUUGCUAUCUCACAUUCUAAUGUCUCUGGGACAACAAUGGAAAUAACGAACAUCUGGUUCGCAGCUUUUAUACAGAACUCUUAAUACUGAAGGGACUCCCAAUGUCUUCGGUGUUAAUAAAAUGCCUGGUUGUAAGGUAACAAUGUAAUGUUUGGUGGUGUUCACAGAAGGAACAUGCAUGCUAUGGUGAUGUUUCACUGAUAAUAGCACAGUAUGAAAAAUUAUUUACAGUAAUAAAAAAAAAAAAAUUGAGUCAC